Coniophora puteana RWD-64-598 SS2 is the source of this 1226-nucleotide messenger RNA. RefSeq names its product anthranilate phosphoribosyltransferase. NCBI's taxonomy places the organism in Eukaryota, Fungi, Basidiomycota, Agaricomycetes, Boletales, Coniophoraceae. The transcript has 3 exons. Gene Ontology annotation, cellular component: cytosol. Gene Ontology annotation, biological process: L-tryptophan biosynthetic process. The record is from RefSeq and is a predicted model, not a curated record. The coding region runs from base 10 to 1116 and encodes 368 amino acids. Gene Ontology annotation, molecular function: anthranilate phosphoribosyltransferase activity.
CCAUAAGCCAUGGCAGACGCACAAAUCCCAACACCAGCAACUUUUAAACAGCUCCUCGAGCGCCUCGUCAAAACACCCGAGUACUUCACCCCGGACGACCUGAAAGCCGCGCUCGCGCACAUCUUCACGCCCGAGCUCGUCCCGCCCGCGCAGGUCGGCGCCUUCCUCACCGCGCUCCACGUCCACCGUGUCGAGCGCCGCCCCGAGUCGCUCGCCGCCGCCGCCGAGGUCCUGCGCGAGCGGGCGCUCAAGGCGGCGAUCGAGGGCAGCGGGGAGGAUUUUAUCGUGGAUAUUGUGGGUACGGGCGGGGACGGGUACGAUACGUUUAAUGUGAGCACGACGGCGAGUGUUGUUGCUGCGGGUGCGGGCGCGAGGGUUGUCAAGCACGGCAGCCGCGCCUCCACCUCCGCGUCCGGCUCCGCCGACCUCCUCGAGCGCCUCGGCUGCCUGUACCCCGCCCCUCCAAAGGCCGGCACCGCGCUCCCCAUCUCGCGCGUCCCAUUCGCAUUCAUCCUGGCCCCGCACUACCACCCCGCGCUCGCGCUCCUCGCGCCCGUCCGCAAACAGCUCCCCUUCCGCACGCUCUUCAACGUCCUCGGCCCGCUCAUCAACCCCGCGCGCCCGCGCGGGAUGGUGCUCGGGGUCGCGGACAAGGAGCUCGGGUACACGUUCGCGCAGUCGCUGAGAGCGGGCGGCGUGCAGCGCGCGCUGGUGGUGAGCGGCACGGAGGGGCUGGACGAGAUCAGCUGCGCGGGCACGUCGUGGGUGUGGGAGCUCAGGGAGGACGGGUCGAUCCACGCCGGCACUGUGCAUCCGAGCCACUUUGGGCUGCCGGCGCAUCCGCUGAGCGCGGUGAGCGGCGGUGGGCCGGAGGAGAAUGCGGAGACGUUUAGGAGGCUGUUGACGAGCGGGAGCGAUAUCCCGGAGGAGCUGACGCCUGUGCUCGAUUUUGUGCUGAUGAAUGCGGCGGCGCUGUUGGUUGUUGCGGGCGUUGCGAACGAUUACAAGGACGGGGUCGCGAAGGCGAGGGACAGUAUCACGAGUGGGAAGGCGUGGGAUGCGCUCAUGGCGUUUAAGCAGGAGAUCGCGGCCGCGCUUGCGAAGGGAGACAUGUAGGACGGUUCAUUUGCUGGGGGUUAUUUAGCGGUAUAUUGUAGGGUACACCGACGGUAAAGUCGUGGACUGUAAGAAUACUUGGGGUAUCCAAUGCAGCACCCUUGGACAUU